AUGACAUCAAAGAAUGAAUCUGAAUUCCCAUCAUCGCCUCAAAAUGAUGAGUCAGAUGAAGAGGAUCAUGAUGCUAUAAAACAAGAACAAGAAGAAGAGGAAGUAGAUCAAAAGCCUAUAAACCCAAAUGUUGCUAGUAUUUUGGCAAGACUUCAAUCUUCAGGGGCUCUUGUAAAAAAACAGGAAUAUCGUUGUUACACUUGUGAUAUAGACUUUCGUGACUGGGAGGAUUUAGAAAAUCAUAUCAUUACACACGUUUCCUUACCGUCAGUUGUGUUAGACAAGCUGCCGUCCGACGAAGAAGAUCUGCCAGCUUCUGGCGAUGAAAAUUGGUCAGACGAAGAUGAAAUUCAAACGCCACAAAAUCCGAAUGCACCCAAAACACCCCAAAAGAUAGAUAUAUCACAAAUAUUAAAAAAAGGUAUUUGUAUAAGAAAGAAAUCAAACGACACCGAAGUUAAUAGUUCUGAUACAGCUCUUAAUAAAUUAAGUGGAUUAGGAUUUACAAUAAAGAAAAAUGUUACUCCAAUUAAGAAGGAGAAAUCGGAUAAUGAAUCUGAUAAAAAUAGUGAUGUAAUGCAAAAAUUAGGCAAACUAGGCGGAAUUAAACUUAAACUGAAGUGUGAUGGAAAUAAUACAAAUUCAUUUAAAGUAAUUAAUGGUCUUAAAGACUUCAAAGCCUCUGAUGAUGAAGAAGAGAACAGCUGUAAUGAAGAAGACAAAGAAGAUUUAGAUGAUGAAAUUGAUAAGUCAGGUGAGAAUGAAGGCUCUGGAGGAGAACAAGAUUCUGAUGACCAUCAAAAUCGAAGCAAUACAAAUAGAUCUGAUAGUAGUGACUCUGAUAAAACGAAAAUUCCAAAUUUACCUAAAGGUAUACAAGGAAAACUUAUUACACCUAAAAAAGAACCCCCUAAUGUCCUAGCAAAGAAUAUACCAAUAAAAAUACAAACGGAAAACACAUUGAAAAUAAAACCUACAAACAGACCAGUAAUCAAACAAACUCCUAAAAGAACGUCAAAUACUCCAGUCUCUAAAGAAAUUGAUAAACAAAAUGAAACUUCAACAUCGAGAAGGCCAUCUGAAGCAGAGAGUAUACCAGAAAGGCCUAAAUCAAAUGAUCGCGUUGAAAAUGUAGUAGUAAAACAAGAAGUAGCAGAAACACCUAGUGGAGAAACACAAAACAUGCCCUUGUUCUCUGAACAGAUAAAGUCAGAAAGAUCUUCACCGCCAUUGUCAGAGAGAACAACACCUAUAUUAGCGCGCGUCAAAUCUGAGCCAGAAACCUCAACAGUAUCUGAUACUCAAGCACAGAAAAGUUAUCAAAGUACUUAUAUAUCCAACUCUAGUACAAACUCUUCAACUACUCCUCUACUACCUGUAACAAAAACUGAAGACACCAGCGUGACAGUUAUUGAAAUAAAUGGUGAUUCUAACGACGAAGAUGACGAUUGUUGUGUUGUCUCGACUACUCCUGCCCCUGAUAUAAAGCCAAUUGUGCCAAAAUUAGAAAAUCCGUUACCUCCGCCAUAUCCAACAACUCCAUCAUAUAAUACGUCGCAACCAAAUUAUAACACGCCUCCUGUGUCGCGAUUGUCAACAGCGCCAUCUACAGAAAAACAGCACAAUUUUAAUUGGAAUGCUCCAGAUAGUAAGCCAUCGAUAGAUAUGUUAGAUAAAAGCGCUGAUGAUAUAUUUGAGAGUUUAUUGUCUUCAUCAACAAAAAAAGAGAACAUGUCAAUGUCGGAUGCUAGUGAAUAUAUAUCGUUAGAUACUUUGGGGCCUCAACAUUCAUGUGAUGUGUGUAACACAAGGUUUACAGAUGUGUCCCUUCUAGAAGAUCAUAUUCGGCUAUCGGGUCAUUCUAAAGCUAUUGUGGCGCCCACGUCUUCACUCAUGCCUUACAAUCAUUCAUCGUCCAAUAUUCUUUCGAGUUUAUUACCAGUCAAACAAUUAGCAGAACAAGUUGGAAAAUUAUCGAAUAUCGGAAAUAGUGGUUCUGGGUUUACUCACCAACAAAAUGUGAUGAUUAAUAUCCAGGCCUAUCCUGGAGCGGGAGGUGUAAUGGUGCCACCGCAAUACAAUGCGUACAAUUCGGGCCAAGGCUCUCACGGAAGCUAUCCACAGACAUCGAACAACAUGUAUGGUCCGCCAGGGCAACAAAUGCCAAUGCCAAACCAAUAUCCUGGCCAAAAUUAUAUGAGCCCUGGGUAUGGACAAUAUCAGCCGCCACCGAUGUCGAAACCCAGUUAUCCAGGAAGUAUGCAGACGAAUGCGUAUUCUAUGGCAUCGUCGCCGUAUUCCACAGCCUCUCCACUGCAGAGUAUGCAACAGGCAGUCUAUGGACAAUCUGGCAUGAUGAAUCCACCUGGACCUAUGGGUCCCCCCGGAUCGUCGCCAAGUCAUUCAUACGCACCCGCCUCUAGCCCUGGAGGUAUAAAACAACCCCAAACGGGCAGUGGAAUUAAAAUUCAAAAUAUACAAACGUUCCCGCCUGGCCAAAUACCAGGGCCCAUUAUGCCAAGUCAGUCUGUGCCUGGCCAAUCAUCGUCCGGACCUGACGUAGGUCAAAUGGCACCACCAAGUCAGACGAUGACUGGACAAGUUGCCGGUGGAACACCCAUUAGAAUGGCAGCUGGUGCUCAUAUUUCAGGUGUUCGACCCAGAAUGCCUACAGUUAGAGGUCAACGACCGACAAUACGGCCUGGUAUCCAGGUCCACGGUCAAGUACGCGGAGGCAAAAUGGGACCGAGGAUGCCUUUAAAGAGACCAGGAGUACCUACUGGUGGCCCUGGUCAAAAGAGAAAACCAGACAUGCUGCUACCUGGUAAACAUGAUAAUGAGGACUGUCAAGUUAUGUCAUUACAGAAGCAACGCGAGGGACUACCUUUAAUUCAAAGUGUGCAAGGUGCUAAAGACAGACUAAAUUUUGGCAGCCAAAUUUCGGUGACGAAAAAGACAGUUAAUAAAGAAGCGAAUGCAAUGGCCAAUGUUCUUGCAUCGAGAGGAAUUUGUGUUACACAGAAACAGAAAAGUAGAUCUCCUACCCCAGAUCGUCCAUUACCGCAUAUACCUAACCUCGGGGCAGGUGUUAGUAUUAAACAUACAUCGAAGUCAAGUAAAUUUUCAAUACCUGAAGCCAAAGUUGGCGGUGGAAUGUACUCCUGUAAAAUAUGUAAGAAGAUGUUCAUGAAUCACAAUUCGUUACAAGUGCACAUGUCGAACGCCCAUCCUCAAAGUAAAAUACCCGUUUUCAAGUGCGACGAAUGUCCCGCGUCGUACCCCAAAUCCUUGCAACUCCAACACCACAAAAGGGUAUUCCACAACGUAACCGGACCUAAUAGGGAAUUAGGGUUGCCAGUUGUAGAUCUUUCACAAGAAGAUAAUUUAAAACGGUUAGGUAGUUUAGGGAUAUAUAGUUUUAUACCUUUAGCCAAUAGGGAGCAGGCGCAUGGUUGUUUCGGAAUACCGGUGAUAUCUGUGCACAAUAUGCAAAACGGUUUAACUUCGAGCCUGCAAGCAUUAGGUGCGGAUGGACUUUUGAGCCUUGGGCCUCUAAAACCUUUACCUAACGCU
This is a messenger RNA of Brenthis ino (lesser marbled fritillary), 3573 nucleotides long. Lineage: Eukaryota; Metazoa; Arthropoda; Insecta; Lepidoptera; Nymphalidae. The record is from the annotation of a GenBank genome assembly.